AUGGGGGGGGGGGGGGAGGAGGAGGAUGAGGAGGAGGAUGAGGAUGAGGAUGAGGAGGAGGCCCGGGCUGCGGGGGAUGUGGAUUGGAAGAGCGAGAUGUCACAGAAGGCAGUCAUGCUCGCUCUUGUUGUCCUGACCUACGUUGUUGAGUCGUCCUGCUUCUCCCAUGCUCCCUUCCUCUCAUCUUCGUCUUUGGCUGCGGUCAAGUCCUGCAGACCUCUCGUGCUCAGGAGCAGGAACACUUUGAGGAUGCAGACAAAUCAGCCGGAGGAGGAGACGAAGGAAGAUCCCUAUGCUGUGAAGCCCCAGGUUCCCUCCUUCGCCAGGACGGAGAACCAGUGGGCUAAGGACCUCGAGGUUGGGGAGGAAGACGGGGACAAGAACAAGAAGCUUUUGGCCAUCACUACUGGAGCCGUCGCACUGGUUCUCAGUGUUCUCUACCUCGUUGCGGUGGCACUUCUGGAGUCAAGAGGACCCCUCCAACCUCCUCCUCCUGAAGCUCUCCAAGGCGCUCUCCCGCAGUCUGCCAGCCUCGUCUUGGCUCUCUUGCAGUGA
Messenger RNA from Guillardia theta CCMP2712, 555 nucleotides. RefSeq lists its product as hypothetical. NCBI's taxonomy places the organism in Eukaryota, Cryptophyceae, Pyrenomonadales, Geminigeraceae. Bases 1 to 555 code for a protein of 184 amino acids. The record is from RefSeq and is a predicted model, not a curated record. The transcript is spliced from 7 exons.